UGGCAAUGUAGCAUUCACAAACUAUCAAUUAGGUUAUGGGACUGUCAAUUGACAAGAGUCAUUUACUGGAUUAACAUUCUUUCAUAGCACUUAAAAUGUUAAUACUAAAUUUAGUGGUUGCGGUUUUAUUUAGUUUAUUUGUCUCUGUUAUCAGUUUAGAACAGGAUAGUUCCAUUAGUAUAGAAUUAUUACAUUCUUUAACAGGAAUCAAACAACCACAAUUUACAGAAAGAGGAAAUAUUACAAUACAUAGUCUACGUUCUGGUCAAGCUAUUGUAGACCAGAAACCCUUAUCUCAUCAGGAAAAGUUGCAACUGCAGACACUUGCUGAUAAAAAUCAAUUUUACCAAAUUAAAGCAAUUGUUACUGCUGCUGAUGGGGUAAAGCAGGAAUUUAUAUCAACUUUAAAGGCUUGUAUGUUAGCAGAAGCUGGUUUAGAUGAAAGGCUUUCAGUUUCUUUGGAUUAUACAGGCAGAGUUGUUGGUAUUACAACUUUAGUCGCAUCAAAGAGUACCUGUGAAGGGGCUGUAGUCCCUUUAUCUAGUCUUCAGAAAUUUAACACACAUGUGUAUGUUAGACAUACAGAAACUGGUCCAAUGCCAGACACAAAUUCAUACAUUCAGAAGUUAGAGCGGGAAAGAGAAGCACGUGAGAAAGGAGAAACCAAAGAUAACAGAUCUUUCAUUGCCAAAUAUUGGAUGUACAUUGUACCUGUGCUAAUAGUAAUGCUUGUAUCAACUGCUGGUGCGAAUCCAGAGCAAGGAGGAAAUUAAAAAAUAGCACUGUUUUCUAAUUUAUUAAUUUAAAAUAAAGUAACAAGUCACAAGGAA
This is a messenger RNA of Aethina tumida (small hive beetle), 830 nucleotides long. RefSeq names its product ER membrane protein complex subunit 10 (gene EMC10). The record is from RefSeq and is a predicted model, not a curated record. Bases 96 to 773 code for a protein of 225 amino acids. Gene Ontology annotation, cellular component: EMC complex. The transcript has 6 exons. NCBI's taxonomy places the organism in Eukaryota, Metazoa, Arthropoda, Insecta, Coleoptera, Nitidulidae.